Molecule: messenger RNA, 1393 nt
Organism: Rhopilema esculentum
Lineage: Eukaryota; Metazoa; Cnidaria; Scyphozoa; Rhizostomeae; Rhizostomatidae
Product: protein CFDP2-like
Molecular function (GO): catalytic activity
Source: RefSeq, a predicted model, not a curated record
AAAAGGGACUUUUUGCCUUUAUGGUGCUGCAAAUUAUAUUCACAUAUUUUGCGUCCUGGGUACGACGUUGAACUGCACCCUGGGGCUCCCUUGAGCUAGGAGUAUUACCUUAGCAGCUUCCCGUACCAGGGUUACGGUGAAGCUAUUGGCAGCAGGAUAGUGGAUUGCUCAGAUGGGCACGCUGUGGUGUAACUACGGGACACUGGCCAUCUCACCUUCUGGUGUCUGGCAGAGGUUUGGUCCAACUGAACGAAUGGCAGAGAUCACCUGCUCAGUUAGCGAGCACUGCGGUUGAGGAAAGAGAUUAGGGGCCUCUACCUCUUCCACUCUCUAGCUCCUGAUCACACACAAAAUGGUUGUACAACAAAACAAGACCUCAUACCGCAUCGUCCGUCGCGCGGGUCACCAAGGGACGCGUUAUCCAGUGGGUGACCAGGCUGGACACGACAAGUAUGCUACUGGAAAGCAAAGCCACAAUAUGCGAAACCAGCUGCGUAUUGGCACAUGGAAUGUUCGAAAGAUGAAAGAGCUAGGGAAACUUGAAACAAUCUGCAGAGAAUUGAGUCGAAGCAAAAUCCAGAUACUGGGAAUUGCAGAAACAAAUUGGAACAACUGUGGAAGUUUCGUCCGCAGCGGAGACUCCUUCAAAGUCGUUUACUCUGGAAAAGAAGCCGGAUACAGUCAUGGAACUGCUCUUAUCCUUGCAAAAGAAGCAGCAAAUGCAUUAAUAGGAUACUCGCCAAUACCGGAUAGAAUUCUGAAAGUAUGCAUAAGAGCCAAGCCAUACAACCUGAGCAUUGUGCAGUGCUACGCCCCAACAGGUGCCGCUAGUGACGAGGAUCUAGAGGAAUUCUACAGCCAGUUACAAGAAACCUUAGAUGCAAUACCGAGCCGUGACAUUAAAAUCGUGAUGGGAGACAUGAAUGCCAAGGUAGGAACAGCAAACACAGCAACGUCAACCUAUGGAACAUGCGGACUUGGCAUCAGAAAUGAAAGAGGAGAAUCUCUCAUCGACUUCUGUGGAGCAAACGAACUUGUCAUAGCUAACACGUUAUUCGACCAGCAUCCAAGACGGCUGUACACCUGGACAUCGCCUGACAGAACCAAUAGAAACCAGAUUGACUACAUCAUGAUUGAACAAAAGUGGAAAAGUUGUCUGAAAGAUGCAAGAACUCUCCCAGGUGCCGACUGCAACAGCGACCACCAACUCCUGUCAGCAAAACUCCAGAUGAGACUGAAGAAGAUAGCCCAACCACCACCGACGCUACGUCUAGAUUUCUCAACUCUAGACGAAAAGUAUAAAGUUAAAAUUAACAACAAAUUCCAGGCCCUUUUGGAAUGUGACACUGAGGAAAUUCCUCCUGACAGCCGCUGGAAGUUAGGAAAAGAAUGA